AACCCAAGAAGAAGAAGAAUUGUCCUGGUUGAAGCAACAGUAGGUGGCGCGGUGUGCCUUUUACGCUGCUUUACGUACCGUAGAAGAAGAAAGCACGCUGUUUCCUGUUAAAUGCCAAAUAAUAAGAAAGGAUUAACCUCUACUCUCAGACAUGUGGACACAAGGUGGCCUCUUAUCUGUGUUGUGUAGGGCUGUAGUCACUUCGUCUUCACGUGUUGUCAGGUGUAACAGAAGCAGAAAGUUACCGACGGAGAGCCUGUUCCUGAACCGAGCAUGCAGCGUCACGCGGCACGGUGAAAACACUACAGGGAAGCUGGAGCGCAACGGAGAGGCUAGGAAACCAGUGAUCUGUAUUGAGGGGAACAUUGCCAGUGGGAAGACGACAUGUCUGAAAUAUUUCAGCGAAACCAGCAAUAUAGAGGUGCUGACUGAACCUGUGUCAAAAUGGAGGAACGUCCGUGGCCACAACCCUCUGGCUCUGAUGUACCAGGAUCCAGAGCGCUGGGGCAUCACACUGCAGACCUACGUUCAACUCACCAUGCUGGACAGACACCUGUCAACCAUAUCAGCACCCAUCAGGAUGAUGGAGAGGUCCAUCUUCAGUGCCAAGCACAUCUUUGUGGAGAAUCUCUUCAGAAGUGGGAAGAUGCCAGAGGUGGACUAUGCAGUGCUGAGCGAGUGGUUUGAUUGGAUCACCACUAACAUUUCCCUUCCUGUUGAUCUGAUCGUGUACCUGCAAUCGUCUCCUCAGACCUGUCACGAGAGGUUGAAGCAGCGAUGCAGAGAGGAGGAGAAAGUCAUUCCGUUGGAGUAUCUGGAGACGAUCCACCAGCUGUAUGAAGACUGGCUCAUCAAACGUGUCUCCGCCCCUCUCCCUGCUCCUGUUUUGGUGAUCCCUGCUGACCACGACCUCGAGAAGAUGGUGCACCUGUAUGAAGAACACCGGGACAAAAUACUGGCCGCUAACUCCCUCUGAUACACACACACACACACACACACACACACUGAAGGUCCUUGAAAUAGGUUUACAAACUAUAUUAUAGAACUGUUCUGUUACAUCUUAAGGUUUUUACAAGCAACCAGAGCUCUUAGAAAUUUCACAAGUCAUAUCUUAACAAGGGGUUUGUAAUCAACCACAUAUGAAGUAGUAUGUGUUCUAGCUUUAAUAAUUAUAUAUCCUUUAAAGAAUGUCUCUGACAGGAUGAGAACAGUCUCAGAAAAAAGACCAAAUCAGACCAAGACAGCCUGUCGUUAGACACUUUGAAGUCGUGCUGACUCAUUCCACUUCUUGUCAUUUCUUUUACAGAUUUUUAAUUCUGGUUUGCAUUUAUUUAACAAUUGUAUGGACUGCACUCGUAGUCAGAUCACAAGAUGUUAUUACAAAGAGACCACAAGUUUUGGAAACUUAUCAUAUAAGUGGAGUGUUGGUGUAAGUUUAGUGCAAUGCUAUUUUACUUAAAAAUGAGACCAUGUAAUGUAACAUGUUUCUGUUAUUGUUAGUAAGGAAUGAGUUUUUUCUUCUCCUUUAAUGCUUUGUUAAAUAAAUAAGUAUAUGAUCUAA
This is a messenger RNA of Notolabrus celidotus (New Zealand spotty), 1561 nucleotides long. It is a transcript of the gene tk2, whose product is annotated as thymidine kinase 2. Gene Ontology annotation, biological process: nucleobase-containing compound metabolic process. Gene Ontology annotation, cellular component: cytoplasm; mitochondrion. NCBI's taxonomy places the organism in Eukaryota, Metazoa, Chordata, Actinopteri, Labriformes, Labridae. The transcript has 10 exons. Bases 152 to 976 code for a protein of 274 amino acids. The record is from RefSeq and is a predicted model, not a curated record. Gene Ontology annotation, molecular function: ATP binding; deoxynucleoside kinase activity.